Durusdinium trenchii is the source of this 2883-nucleotide messenger RNA. NCBI's taxonomy places the organism in Eukaryota, Dinophyceae, Suessiales, Symbiodiniaceae. The record is from the annotation of a GenBank genome assembly.
AUGUCCAUGUGUGUGCAAAUCCGAGAGUGCCCACAGGACGCGCCAUAUCUGGCGGCCCCUGCUGCAAUAUUGGAGUCUGUUGACACCAUAGCGCAGCCCGACAUUGGACGCGCACACAGGCUCUACGGCUAUGUCAAUGCAAUACAGGACCGCAUGGCAGAGGCAGUGGAAGGCGUGACUGAAGCUUUAGCUUGCGCUGCAAAGCUGGCCUCCUCUGGGACAGCUGUGUUGGUACAUGCCCGCGCAGAUUUGCGAGUGUGGGCUGCAGACGCGCAGGAAAGCCUUGACUUUGAAGUGCUGCCCAUUCUGAAAGGCCAGCGCUAUGUGAAGGCAGAGCCGGGCAGCCCACCCCCAGCCAUGAGGGGAAACUUGGAAGCUUGCAAGUAUUGUUCAGGCCUUUGGCACGUCAGAUCCACCAUGCGCAAUGCAGAGCAAAGGCCCGCCCAGCGCACCUUCUCUGAUCAGCUCUUCCGUGCGCGCAUCGCGGCACACCCGGUCAUCGUGCUGCCAACGAUCCAUCGUCUUCCGGAGAUGGGCAUCCCACAGGUGUGUGUUUUGGGUCGCUCCAAUGUGGGAAAGUCAUCCUUGAUCAACGCGCUGGUGCAUGGCAAGGAUGUGUGGGUGUGUGGGCCAGGUGCACCGCGGGGCGAUGCCGCGCCAGGAGAUUGCGCGACCCUCGGAGCUGCCAGGGCGAACCAGGUCAUCCCGUCGGACGCUCUGCUUUGCCGGCCCUUCGGCCUUUCGGCUGUGGCAGUUGACAUGGAACGUAGCUUCACUGGACAGGUCAUCGUUGUAGACCUGUCCGAGCUGGAUAGCAAGUCCAGUGAAGACUUUCAGGGCUCCAAAUGGCUGGAGAACAAGAGCCGGAACCGACAGCCGGUGGGCUUUGAUCUCGAGUGGCCCCCCGACCGGAUGAAGGAUUCCAACAACCCCAUCGCCCUCAUGCAAUUCUCCGACGACGAGACGGCCCUGCUCGUUCGCACGCACCGCACGGAGCGCUGGCUGCCGAACAUCCUCAAGCAGGUCUUAAGCUCGGAGAACUGCCAGAAGAUUUGUGUUGGCUGGGAUGGCGCCGACAAGAAGAAGAUGAAGAGCUCUUUUGAGUUGGAGGUGGCUGGCUUGCUGGACUUGGCGACCCUGGCUUCCCAGAAGGGUUUGCGCGAAAGAGGCUUAAAGGCCUUGGCUGAGCAUUUUGGCCUGCACAUGAAGAAGGAGACACGUGUGGCACGCUCCAAUUGGGCAGCGCUCCAUCUCACCGAGGACCAGAUCGCCUAUGCGGCGGAAGAUGCCUAUUUUACCUACAUCUUAAAAGACAAGCUAGAGGCUCUCCCUGACCUCGAAGAGGAGGGUGUGGAUCUGGCAGUUGAAGGGCAACUGGCUUUGCAGCCAGGCUGGAAGGAGGCGGGUAUCGUCCGCAAGCACGACGGGCUCCACUGCGCCUUGUGUAGCCAGGGGCCGAUGAACACGCACGAAAACGUGAAGAUGCACUUGAGAGGCAACAAUCACGUCAAAAAGACGAAAGCUUUGCAAGGAUUGGGUCCGGAGGGGCACUACGUCUUGACCCAGGAGCAGGAGAACAAUGGGAUCUAUGCGGGGGAUGGAACCAAUGGAGCAGAGAAAGGCGAGUGGAAAUGUCGCUUGUGUGAGCAUGUCGUCAUCAAGAGUGUGCAAAGCAUCGAGUCACACAUCAAGUCGAAGCAGCAUCAGAAGGCCGUUUCUCCCGAGGCAGAAGUGAACUCGCCGAGCAAAGAUCCGUUCGACCGCUUGUGGAACAUACCCGACUAUGUGGACUUUGCACAGCAAGAGCUGGUGUGUACCCUGUGUUCCUCAAAGUCUGCUAGUGUUCUUGGGAUGUACCAGCACCUGGCUGGCGAUAAGCACUACCGGAGAGUGCAGCAGAAGAAAGAGAAGGACAUCAUUUGGAUCAAGGAACGAAAUCAGCUUGAGUACACCGAGACCGGACGGCCCGUGGUGCGCAAGGGCUUCGUGCGGGGUCAGCCACGGGCGGAAGCAGAGGCCAAGGCGGCCCAGGGAAGCAAGGAAGGCAAGGAAGCCACGGGUGAGGAGAGCAGAUGGACUUGUCCUGAAGGGCUGCCGGACGGUUGGGCCAUGAGUUUCGAUGAUGCCUCGAAGCGCUACUACUAUUGGCCCGUAGCGGACCGAACGAAGACCCAGUGGCACUACCCCGCGGCGAACGGAGCGAAGCCUGCGCGAACGGAGAGUCGCUUGGAGGAGAAAGUGGAGAAGCCUCCAGAGAAGAAGGUGGAGAAGAAGGUGGAAGAGGCUCCCAAGCUCUCGAAGACAAGCGAAAGGACCAGCAAACUCCCCGAGGUGGACGACGAGUGGGAAGAGCAUGAGACAGAGUUUGGUUGCAAGUUCUACUACAAUCUCAAGACCCAGACCUCGCAUUGGCAGCGCAGCCUCGACCCUGCGCCGUCCAAGCCUCCCUUGUCGCGGCGCUUCGAGAUGCGUGGGGAGCGAGUCUCCAGUUCGGAGACUCUCCAGAGCAAGAGGAGACCUUCGACGGGGUCUCUCAAAGCAGAGAAGCGAUGCGAAUCCGCCGGUCGAGAAUGCGACGGAGUCGCGGAGAUCGUGCUGCCACCGGGCUGGAGGCAAGUCGCUGAUGAGGCCGGGAAGACCUUCUACUGGGAUGCGGAAACGCAAAAGUCGAGCUGGAACCCACCGCCCAACUACAAGCAGAAAGACUGGCAGCGAAAAGUCACUGGAGAAGGAGCUUACUGGAUUUGGAUAGGCACCGAGCUGGAGUCUUCCAUGAGUUUUUGGGAAUCGGACCCCAAUUGGAGUCGUCGAGUGGACCUUGAGGGACGCAUCUAUUGGAGCCACAGGGUGGACCAAGUGCGUUUCUACGAACCGGCCAUGUGA